UGUUAGCCGGGCUUGGCAACUGGAGAAUUCUUCCUUCCCCCGGGUAAAGUCCCAUGCUGAGAAAUUGGUUCCGAACCCAACGGAACCUGGCGCCGGGCGACGCCGGGUCACGUGGCUGGCGGCCUCAUGACGUGCGGGCUGCGAGGCGUCACCGCGACGUUCGGGCAACCUACCGACGGCUCCUACCUCCACCACCUGUGCGGUGGCGGUGUCGUCAUGGACCUGGGACCGAUGCGCAAGAGUUACCGCGGGGACCGAGAGGCAUUUGAGGAGACUCAGCUGACCUCCCUGGACCCCGUGAAGCAGUUUGCUGCCUGGUUUGAGGAGGCUGUUGAGUGUCCUGACAUAGGGGAAGCCAAUGCCAUGUGCCUGGCUACAUGUACCAGAGACGGAAAACCCUCUGCCCGCAUGGUGCUGCUGAAGGGCUUUGGCAAGGAUGGCUUCCGUUUCUUCACUAACUUCGAGAGUCGAAAGGGAAAAGAGCUGGACUCCAAUCCCUUUGCUUCUCUUGUCUUCUAUUGGGAGCCUCUCAACCGUCAGGUGCGUGUGGAGGGCUCCGUGAAGAAGCUGCCUGAGGAGGAGGCUGAGUGCUACUUCCACUCCCGCCCCAAGAGCAGCCAGAUCGGGGCCGUGGUCAGUCACCAGAGUUCUGUGAUCCCCGAUCGGGAGUAUCUGAGAAAGAAAAACGAGGAACUGGAACAGCUCUACCAAGAGCAAGAGGUGCCAAAGCCGAAAUACUGGGGUGGCUACAUCCUGUACCCACAAGUGAUGGAGUUCUGGCAAGGCCAGACCAACCGCCUGCAUGACCGGAUCAUCUUUCGGCGGGGCCUGCCAGCAGGAGACCGCCCUUUGGGGCCCAUGACCCACCCUGGGGAGGAAGACUGGCUCUACGAGAGACUUGCACCCUGACUUCCAAUCUGUUCGUGCCGACCAGAGCUGAGGCCGAGUGCUAAGAGAGGGUGUGGGGUCUGGAGCCAGACCCUUCUAAACUCAACCCAUUUCCCUCCCUACCCCUUAUAUUGAAGGCUCUCCGGAGUUCAAGCUCCAAAUUCUGUAUUUUCAGUUGGCUUUCCAGUAGGCAGUCUAGUAGAGUGGAUAGGCAUUUACAAAUGGGAAAAAAAGAAAUCCCACAAUUAUGUUCUUGACCUUGAAUGUGAUUUAUUGGGAGAGUUCCCUCAAGAGGUAAUCGCUGGUGUGAUUCCCUUUUUCUGGUGACCCUGAGAGGGCCCCCAGCUGCCCUGUUACCAGUGUGACUGAGCCAUACUGCCCAAAGCUGAUUGGUUCCAGCGUAAGCACCUGAGCCAGUCUAGCCAAUCGUUUUUUUCUUGUCAACAAUUUGAAAUUUGAAAUGAAGAGAUCCAGAGUCUGAGAGGCAUUGUAGCCAAGUCGUUAAUGGCAGCCAAGAAGAUACAGCCUCCAGCUGCUGCUCUUGAAAUUCCCUGAGUGACCUUGGAUCCCUUCUCCCACCUCUGGGUUGUGCAAUUCCUCCUCCCACCUCAAAACACCCACUAUCCUGUGGGGGGUGGGGGUGGGGGGAGGAGGAAAGGAAGAGGAAGGGAAGAGGAAGGGAAGAAGGAAGUUAGGAAGGAAGUUGUUUGGCGCUUAAACUAGCUAGAAUCAAUUUCUGUUGCUUGCAACUAAAGGAGACUUAACUUACUUACUUGUGUACCCUACUGAUAACUGCCUCCCAUUAUCUGAAGCACCACGAUGUGGAAAAUGGAUUAAAUUUAUUAUCUGGAGCUCCAAAGGCAACAUAAGUGGAAGUUGCACGGAAGUAGAUUUCAUCUCAAUGUGAGGAGAGACUUCAAAUAGCCAGGACUGCCUAAGAUGGAGUGGACUACCUGUUAGGUCGCAAGUGUCUCUAGAAGUAUUCAAUCCCAGGUAGUCAGAAGUUUUAUAGAAGGGAUUCAUGUGCUGGUACCUAUCAGCCCGGCAGAUUUCAAGCAAGCUUUACUUUCCAUGCUUGUUUAUGAGAAUUAUAUCUGCGUGUAUAUAUACAUACAUAUAUAUAUUUCAUUUUCCA
Messenger RNA from Herpailurus yagouaroundi (jaguarundi), 2023 nucleotides. RefSeq names its product pyridoxamine 5'-phosphate oxidase (gene PNPO). Gene Ontology annotation, molecular function: FMN binding; pyridoxamine phosphate oxidase activity. NCBI's taxonomy places the organism in Eukaryota, Metazoa, Chordata, Mammalia, Carnivora, Felidae. The record is from RefSeq and is a predicted model, not a curated record. Gene Ontology annotation, biological process: pyridoxal 5'-phosphate biosynthetic process; pyridoxine biosynthetic process.